Molecule: messenger RNA, 999 nt
Organism: Prorocentrum cordatum
Lineage: Eukaryota; Dinophyceae; Prorocentrales; Prorocentraceae
Source: the annotation of a GenBank genome assembly
GGGAGGAUGGCCACUGAUCGGCAGCGACGAUCCACAGCAGAGCAAAGAAGCUCAGAGCGGGCGCGGCCGACUUCCCCUGCUGAUACGAUCCUCCACGGCGUGAGAAAAGCUGACGGGCCGCUGCGGCGCGCAACGGGUUCAGGCUCGAACACAACUCAAGUCACUCCCGCGUCGAAAAAAGGACAUGCUCUGGGUCAGUCGCCGAAGAGCUGCCAGAAGGCAUCGCGCUCGAAGUAGCGCCGCUGGUCCGAAGUCGAAAUCCGCAAAGAUAGCAAGCAUGACGAACAGGCUCGUGUAUCCGACGAGUGAGAAAGCAGCCAUAGCACUACGUCCCCAAGAACAGUGCGCACUGAAGCCCAGGAACAGACAGGAGGCUCGCGACACCAGCAGGAGCAUCAGUAAUCGGCAACGCGCCAUCGUUUGUGAUGCUCUGCGACACUGCAAAAUCAGGGCCCGCCAAUCGCAGAUCCACCAGUCUUGUAGUGAAAGGGCCUGGAGAGAACGCGGAGCGCAAAAUCGCGAAACACCCGCGGCCCGCCAAUCGCGGCAAACAACUGGAAUAUGUCCAACACCCUAGCGCUGUGACGAAGGAUGACAAUCCGCAACGCGCUCGAGAUCCUGGGCAAGCAGCGGCGCUUCCACCAGUCGCGCGGGCGGAGCCAAUCACGCGAACGACGUCCAUGUUGCUCCCAGCCGAGGCUCUCGCGGCGGCAAGCGCGCCCCCUGGUCACGAAGAUCAGGCCGUAGCACCCAAGAGGGUGAAGCUCGAAGCCAAGCUGGUCGAUGAACAAACCAGCCCAGGGGGAGCAGUCUCGAGCAGAAACUUGCUUGACAUCAACAGCAAUACUAUAAAAAGUUAAGCCUCAUCAGUCAGAGCUGUCAGAAUUAGCCUUGGUCUCGACCUCCACAGGCCUGGCGCUCCCAAGGCGAUGACACACACAAGCAAACACGGCAGCGCUCGCGCGGGCAGAGGACGAGGAAGAGGAAGCAGCCCUCGGG